This is a messenger RNA of Pochonia chlamydosporia 170, 378 nucleotides long. RefSeq names its product endoribonuclease l-PSP domain-containing protein. Lineage: Eukaryota; Fungi; Ascomycota; Sordariomycetes; Hypocreales; Clavicipitaceae. Gene Ontology annotation, cellular component: cytosol; mitochondrion. Gene Ontology annotation, molecular function: deaminase activity. Bases 1 to 378 code for a protein of 125 amino acids. The record is from RefSeq and is a predicted model, not a curated record. The transcript is spliced from 4 exons.
AUGGCGGACCAGCAGAUCAUUUUCACCAAGGACGCUCCUUUCCCCGUCGGCCCUUACUCCCAGGCCAUCAAGACCCCGACGGCCAUCUACUGCUCUGGCCAGAUCCCCCUCACCGCUGAGGGCACCAUGGUCGAGGGCUCCAUCGCCGACAAGACCAAGCAGUGCUGCCAGAACCUGGAGGCUGUUCUGAAGGAGGCUGGUUCCUCUAUCCCCAAGGUUGUCAAGUGCAACAUUUUCCUCUCCGAUAUGGCCCACUUCGCUGAGAUGAACUCUGUUUACGAGAAGUGGUUUGCCCACAAGCCCGCUCGCAGCUGCGUCGCUGUCAAGACCCUCCCCAAGAACGUCGACGUUGAGAUUGAAGCCAUUGCUCUCCCUUGA